UGUCAUUCACGCUCAACGUGUGAGCAGCUUCAUCAACGGGCUUGGAGAGGUCAAGUUGAUAUCGAUGGGUAUCAGAAGACUAUAAAUGAAUGCCUUGGUCAAGAUGGGGAAUGGAGGAAGGGCCCAUCAGGACUACAAAUCACUCUGCGAUCUCCUUCUGAGCUGGCACUCAGACACUACCAGGAGAACUUAUUCUACAGCACAAGACGAAAGACCCCGUUCGCUCAAAAAAGAUGACUGGCCUUCUGCACACCGGCGUGGGACUCUUCGCUGCCGUGUCGACUCUGCUCGCCACCACACACGCAGCUCCACUGACACCAAGGCAGGCCACCUGCGGUCUCACAGGGAAGCCUUCAGGCAAGGUCCUUCAGGGAUACUGGGAAAACUGGGACGGCGCAAGCAAUGGUGUUCAUCCCGGUCUGGGCUGGAUCCCUAUCAAUGACGCUCGCAUCAAGCAACACGGCUACAAUGUGAUCAUGGCAGCCUUCCCCAUCAUCUACCCCGACGGCACCGUUCUCUGGGAGGAUGGCAUGGACAGAGACGUCAAGGUCUCUACGCCCGAGGAGAUGUGCGACGCCAAGGCAGCCGGUUCGUCCCUGCUCAUGUCCAUCGGCGGCGCGACGGCGGCUGUCGACCUCAGCUCCUCCGCCGUGGCCGACAAGUUUAUCUCCACCAUUGUCCCGAUUCUGCAAAAGUACAACUUUGACGGCAUCGACAUUGACAUUGAGUCCGGCCUGACGGGCAGCGGCGACAUCAACAGCCUAUCCACCAGCCAGGCCAACCUCAUCCGCAUCAUCGACGGCGUCCUCGCGGCCAUGCCCGCCAACUUUGGCCUCACCAUGGCCCCCGAGACGGCGUACGUGACGGGCGGCAGCGUGGUGUACGGUUCCAUCUGGGGCGCCUACCUGCCCAUCAUCAAAAAGUACACGGACAACGGACGUCUCUGGUGGCUGAACAUGCAGUACUACAACGGCGAGAUGUACGGCUGCCACGGCGACUCCUACGCGCGCGGCACCGUCGAGGGCUUCGUCGCGCAGACGGACUGUCUGAACAGCGGGCUCACCAUCCAGGGGACGACGAUUCAGCUGCCGUACGCGAUGCAGGUGCCUGGUCUGCCCGCACAGGAGGGCGCGGGCGGUGGGUACAUGGCGCCCUCGUUGGUCGGGCAGGCUCUGGAUCACUAUGGUGGCCAGCUCAAGGGGUUGAUGACCUGGUCGAUCAACUGGGAUGGCUCCAAGGGGUGGACGUUUGGCGACAAUGUCAAGGCGAAGCUUGGAUUGUGAGGGGUACUUGUCAUGGAGGCGUGUCAUCACCGAUUUCACUGUAUAUAUUGGUCGUUUAUAUCUGGCACCAUUACAAAUUUGACGCGAGAGAAAUAAACAAAAUCUCUCGCUUUGAGCUAUGAGCAUCACGGCCCCGAGUCUCCUAACUACUCCAGAAACUUGUUUUCGACCUGCCUACCCUGCACACCCCGCUACCCCUCACGGGUCA
Molecule: messenger RNA, 1491 nt
Organism: Emericellopsis atlantica
Lineage: Eukaryota; Fungi; Ascomycota; Sordariomycetes; Hypocreales; Bionectriaceae
Product: chitinase 18-15
Exons: 1
Coding region: 234-1283 (349 amino acids)
Biological process (GO): carbohydrate metabolic process
Molecular function (GO): hydrolase activity, hydrolyzing O-glycosyl compounds
Source: RefSeq, a predicted model, not a curated record